AUGUCUGAUUUACACGCUAUCUCCACCACUCUCGGCGAACAGCUAAUGUCAGAGGAGCCUUCCUUCUGGUGCCACAACAAAACGUUCUGGAAGACUUAUGACGCCUAUGUGUACGCGUACAACUAUCACGUCAACAAACAACGCGAGGCAAGCAAAGAGAUCAACUUCGUCGAGGCGGUCAGGAUAGCCAUGUACGACGUCUUUUGCGAGAGGUGUACCCAGCGUAAAGCGAUGAGAGAUGCUAUCCGCGCCGACAAAAACUUCCUUAGCGGCAGACAUCAAAAGCCCGAUAUUUUGUCUUUUCCGCGCACUCCGGCACGUGACGCCCUCUACGAAAACUGGCACCGCUUCGCUCAAACUGUCGCCUGGACUUGCUCAGACAUCACUCGUAACCAUAUCAGUGACUAUCAAAACAGACCUGCAGUGUAA
Messenger RNA from Puccinia triticina, 429 nucleotides. RefSeq lists its product as uncharacterized. The record is from RefSeq and is a predicted model, not a curated record. Lineage: Eukaryota; Fungi; Basidiomycota; Pucciniomycetes; Pucciniales; Pucciniaceae. Bases 1 to 429 code for a protein of 142 amino acids. The transcript has a single exon.